Messenger RNA from Fusarium keratoplasticum, 903 nucleotides. Its product is annotated as Peptidase-M43 domain-containing protein. Bases 13 to 903 code for a protein of 296 amino acids. NCBI's taxonomy places the organism in Eukaryota, Fungi, Ascomycota, Sordariomycetes, Hypocreales, Nectriaceae. The transcript is spliced from 2 exons. Gene Ontology annotation, molecular function: metallopeptidase activity. The record is from RefSeq and is a predicted model, not a curated record.
UCUGACUCCACGAUGCUUGGUGUGGCAUUGUUUGGCCUCCUCCUUGGUGCUGUUACCACUGCUGAGCAGACAGCCCCUCGUGGUUAUGGAUGCCUGGUUUCCGACAAAGGCCUAGACAGGCAUAUCGGUACUCAUUCCAAGUUGCUUGAUCCUAGCCGCCGGAAUUCCAUCCCCAGCAGCUUCAUCGUAGAUGUCCACUUCCAUAUCGCCAGCACCGAGGAAGACGAAGAUCUCAUUACCGAAGAAAUAGUCGACGCCCAAUGGAAGGUUCUGAGCGAAUCCUUCUCCAAGUACGGCAUCAACCUGGUGCUGAAUUCGACAGAGCGGGUUGUCGACGAUCUUGCAGGCCACUCGUUCCUCGUCUAUGAGGGACCAGACAAAGGCUGGGUCAAUUAUGAGAAAGAGGAAAGAGAAUAUUUCAAGAGUACUCGAAAGGGCGGCUAUGACGCUCUGAACAUUUACUUCUUCAGCAAAUAUUCACCUGGGGCCACGGGAUACUGCACUUGGCCUACAACCCUGACCGAGGGCGACGACUUGACCCUGGGGUUAGACUCUUGUCAACUCAGUGCCAUGACGAUGCCGGGGUUUACUGUCGAACAAGGUGCAUUCGAGGACUGGAACCUGGGUCAUCUUACGGUUCAUGAGGCUGGACACUGGUUUGGGCUGAACCACACGUUUACCGGUGGUUGCUCGGAGCCGGGUGACUUUGUCGGCGACACGCCUGCACAAGGGACACAGAUAUAUGGAUGUCCUGUUGGGUCGGAUAGUUGUCCAGAUCAGCCGGGUUUGGAUCCUAUCCAUAACUUCAUGGGAUACACGAAUGAUAACUGCACCACUGAGUUUACGGCCGGGCAAAAGGAUCGCAUGUUUGAGGUCUUCUUCAAUUAUAGACGGAAGUUGUAA